Molecule: messenger RNA, 2544 nt
Organism: Oldenlandia corymbosa var. corymbosa
Lineage: Eukaryota; Viridiplantae; Streptophyta; Magnoliopsida; Gentianales; Rubiaceae
Source: the annotation of a GenBank genome assembly
AUGUCCGGCAUUUUCCGAUGUCCAAACAACCUCCGUAACUUAACUCGCCGGAUUGCCUUCCUCUCCCUUUAUUCUCAUCACGCCAAGUUUCAUUCUUCCCCUCGCAAAACCCUAUUCUUGGUCUCCAAUCCCCAACAAACUCAGUCAGCCUCGUCGGGAUUAGUUCAUUUCUUGCAGGAACGCCCCAAAUGGAACGGGAGCUUCGAUAAUUACGAUCAGAUUAAAGCGGAAUUGAAUUGCCCUCGCUGCUCUCACCUCAUGACUGUUCUUUUCACCAAUCGUCCGUUGUCGAUUACCGCGAGUGAAGCUGGGAUUUAUCAAGCUCUGAAUUUGUGUCCUAAUUGUCGUACGGCGUAUUAUUUCCGCCCCUUUAAGUUGGAGCCGCUGGAAGGGACCUUUAUCGAGAUUGGGAGGGUUAAGGAGAGGAAAGAUGUGGAGGGAAACAUCGGAAAUGGGAAAAAGAUUUGGGAGAAGUUGAGGACUUACAGUGGGGAUACUAACAGUAACGGUAUUGUUGAGAAUGGUGUUCGGAUUAGUGGCGGUAGUGUGGGUGAAACCUUGGAAGGUAAAGAUUCGGAGCCUCAAACAGAUGAAGUGGAGAGUAAAGGAAGUGAGUGGGGAGGUGCUAAUCUUGGCAGUAAUUUGCCUACUCCAAAGGAGAUAUCUAGAAGGCUUGAUGAGUUUGUUGUUGGGCAGGAAAGAGCCAAAAAGGUGUUGUCCGUUGCUGUUUACAAUCAUUACAAAAGAAUCUAUCAUACUUCGAUGCCUAAAGAUUCAGUUGCAGAAUCAUGUAAAACUGAGUGUACUUUUGGAGAUAGAGAUGCUGAUAAUGUGGAGUUAGAGAAGAGCAAUGUCUUAAUGAUUGGCCCUACAGGCUCAGGAAAGACAUUACUUGCAAAGACACUCGCUCGUAUUGUGAAUGUACCUUUUGUUAUUGCCGAUGCAACAACUCUGACACAGGCAGGAUAUGUUGGAGAAGAUGUGGAAUCCAUAUUGCAUAAAUUACUCACGGUAGCUGACUUCAAUGUCGAAGCAGCUCAGCAAGGCAUAGUGUACAUUGAUGAAAUUGAUAAAAUAACGAAAAAGGCUGAAAAUUUGAACAUUGGCAGAGAUGUGUCUGGGGAGGGUGUCCAACAGGCACUGCUAAAAAUGCUGGAGGGAACUAUUGUGAACGUUCCUGAUAAUGGAGUACGGAGCCAUAGGCGAGGUGAUGGCUUUCAGAUAGAUACAAAAGAUAUCCUUUUUAUUUGCAGUGGAGCCUUUGUUGGUUUGGAGAAGACUAUCUCAGAAAGACGAGAAGAUUCUUCUAUUGGUUUUGGGGCUCCUGUCCGCACUAACAUGAGGCAGUGUGGUGUAACCGAUACCUCAGUUGCAUCUUCACUCCUGGAAAAGGUUGAGAGUGGAGAUCUUACCGCAUAUGGUCUCAUACCUGAAUUUGUUGGACGGUUUCCUGUUUUAGUGAGUUUAUCUGCUCUUGAUGAAGACCAGCUUGUUCAGGUUCUCACAGAGCCAAGAAAUGCUCUUUGUAAGCAGUAUAAGAGGAUGUUUUCCAUGAACAAUGUCAAGUUACACUUUGAAGAUAGUGCUCUUAAAAUGAUUGCAAAGAAAGCAAUAGCAAAAAAAACUGGUGCACGAGGUUUGCGAGCCAUAUUGGAGAAUAUUUUGACAGAGGCAAUGUUUGAGGUUCCUGAUGCCAAAUCCGGGGAACAUCUGGUAGACAUAGUUUUGGUUGAUGAUGAAGCAGUUGGGUCAAUGGACAGACCUGGACUUGGAGCCAAAAUUGUGCAGAGAAAUGGUGGAUUGGAGCAUGGACUUUGUCGAACAAACUCCGAAGAUAGACAGGAAAAACAAAGGAUAGCCGAGGGAGAAUUGGAGGACGAGAUGGAGGUUCCGGUGGCCGGCCGUCAGCAGGCCGGCCACUCUUUGAAGGUUGGCCGGUUUACUCACCGGCCAACUGCGAAGAAGUGGUGUGCCAACCGCGAAGAAGUUGGCCGAAGCAACAUGACUAGUGCAAUUGAUGAGACUGAUCGCACUGUGGAUUUCCCUGUGGAUUUCUCCUUCUCCCGAUUGCAGAUUCGUGAUCCUGAUACUGAUCGCACUGCUUUGACCUUCAAGGCGGCUAGUUCAAUUGAUGAGACAUCUUUCGAGAAUGAAUCGGGUAAUCAAGGCCUAAUGGCGGUUCCUUAUGCUGGUCUACCUGUGGAUUUCUACCGAUUGCAGAUUCGUGGUCCUGAUACUGAUACUGAUCGAACUGCUUUGGCCUUCAAGACUAUGUAUGCAUUGGGUGACAGGUUAUGCCUUCUGAAGUUCAUAAAGGAUCUGGCUUGGAAGAACUAUAAGAGGUUGGAAAGGUACGUGUGUACCAGGCUAAGGAGGUUAUAUCCGUUGGUGGCUGCAUGCAUUUACGUAACUUGCAGGCAACAGAGAAUUCCCGGUAUCACCCUCAAAGACGUAUGUAAAUUUGCCAAAGGAGCCACAGAGACGGAAAUUGUAAAAGCAAAAAACUUCAUCUUGAAGCAGCUAAAUAUUAAGCUGAGAUGUUGA